Messenger RNA from Folsomia candida, 3324 nucleotides. RefSeq names its product clathrin interactor 1 (gene lqfR). The record is from RefSeq and is a predicted model, not a curated record. The transcript has 10 exons. Gene Ontology annotation, cellular component: plasma membrane; endosome; clathrin vesicle coat. Gene Ontology annotation, biological process: endocytosis. Gene Ontology annotation, molecular function: phospholipid binding; clathrin binding. Bases 1102 to 2634 code for a protein of 510 amino acids. NCBI's taxonomy places the organism in Eukaryota, Metazoa, Arthropoda, Collembola, Entomobryomorpha, Isotomidae.
UUUUUGUCUCCGCAUGCUCCAAUCUCAGCUCAUCUUCUCAUCGGCAGGAAGGAGUACAGGAAGGAAGGAGAGCUCAUCAACAUUUCAAUAAAAGUACUUAACCUGAUACCACAUUAAACUACUCUCUACACCUACAAAUAGAUUAUUACCUACCAAACCUAAAAAAAGAUAACAAAUCACCGCAGCCCCUGUCACGUCAUCCUAUCGCCAAUCUCUACUAAAAAAGUACCACCUAACUAACAGGCUCUAACUCUUCAAUUUGCAUGACAAACAAUAACAAUAUAGGACGAAUUUUAGCUGUAAGUAUUCUGUUAACUCAAGCAUUAACUAUACAUAUUUAAUCCUGUGAGACCAAACCAACAACACUAUUAGUGCUACCAACCAACUCACUCACCAGCAGAGUAAAAGUUGUUCAUUCUUCAGGAUGAUAUAUACGUGGCCUCGUCCCAUUAAAUUCUUAUUCACUUUACUUUGAGCCAUUAUAUUAUCAUCAGGAGCCCCAUAUUUGCUUGCACUUUACAUUACACGACGAAAAUAUAGGCUCCUCUUCGAAACUGUACAUAAAAAAAUCUGUUCUGUUUUGUAAUAAUAUUAAAAUUAGAUGCACUUGAUUACAGUUUGCUGUUGCACUUCUUCUUCUAUACCCUUCACUAAUAUUUACGACUUGUAUGUGUAUAUACAACCUGGCCACGUAGUAAAGUUACUACAUAAUGUGCAAUAUUUAACAGGCAGCUAACUGUUUAAAUUAAAUCCAAUCCAGGCCCAGCCCGUCAUCAGAUUUUAUAUUUUAUUUAGUCUGAAAAUUAUCCAGUUCAAAUAAUUAAUCAGUGUUUAAAUACUAAUUAUUCGUUUCUCUAGACGAUAAGUUAAUAAUUGACGUUGGGACUUGAAAGUCUAGGAUAUUUGAGGGGUGGGGAUUAGUAGUAAUUCGUUUUUAUGGUGCUUUAUCACAAGUUGGAGGUGUCACAAAUAUUUUUUCUUUCAUUCUUUAGUUUACAAAGUCACAAAUAUUUAGUUUUGUAACAAAUUUAGUUGUGAUUUACGGAAGUGUUACUGCUUUUUGGUUGUGAUUUAGUAGAUUAAACAAAAGCUAUAGACAAAAUGUGGAAGGUACGAGAAUUGACUGAUAAGUUAACGAACGUGGUGAUGAAUUAUACGGAUAUUGAAUCACGAGUUAGGGAAGCGACAAAUGAUGAACCGUGGGGCCCAACUGGAACAAUCAAGCAUGAGUUAUCUCAAGCUACCUUCAGCUAUGAGUCCUUUCCUGAGGUUAUGGGAAUGCUUUGGAAGCGAAUUGCUGAAAACAAAAGGAGCCCUAGAAGAAUUUACAAGAGCAUGCUACUUUUACAUCACCUACUUCUUCAUGGAUCCGAUCGCGUUGUUCGAGCAGCUCAGGACCGUCUUUAUGAAAUUAGAUCUUUGCAAGACUAUCACGUUAUUUACGAGCCCGGAUUUAAUUUAGACGCAAUCAUUCCUCCGUCUGGGACUGAAACUAAAGAUGGUGAACUUAAUGUUCGCGUUAAAGCGAAAGAACUUGUUGAACUUAUUCAGGACGAAGAGAGACUUCGCGACGAAAGAAAGAAAGCACGCAAGAACCGAGAUAAGUAUGUGGGAAUUGGGUCCGACAGGAUGACCACUUCCAAGUGGGAUAAUAAUGACUAUGGUGGUGGAAAUGGGGGCGGUGGCUAUGAUGAUGACUUUGGAAACAAAAAGUCGCGCAGUCCUAGUCCAACAUUUGGAAAGUCCAGUUUUAAAACGUUCAGCGAUAUGGACACAGAUUUCAAGAAAAGUUCUAGCUCAAAUUCCUUCAAUAAUAAUCACAACUCCUCCAGCUCAUUCAAAACAAAUAAGCCUGCACCACCAUCUCCUGGAUUAGAAAUUUCAGACGAUUUUGAUCCCAGAAGAGAAGAGAAGGCGUCGGAUUUUGGAGAUUUCACAAGUGCAGUAUCCGCCAAACCAGUGCCUUCUCCGGUCAAAAAAGAUUCCACUGAUGGAGAUUUUGCUGAUUUUCAAUCCGCCUUUGGAGAUUCCAAACCAAUUACGACAAAAGCUGAAGAACCACCAAAUAGAACUGAAUCAAAAGCAGAUGACCUACUCGGCUUAUCUCUCGACUUGAGAGGAAGGUCGACGGCGUUGCCUUCUUCCAAUUUGCUAUCUGACGAUCUUUUCUCAAAUUCCAUGCCUUCAGUAACAAAUACCUCUCCAGCAUCGAAUGUGUUGGAUUUUGCUUCAUUUGGUUCGCCAUCAGUUUCAUCUCCUGUCGGAAUGGGACAAUUUUCUCCAGGAUUUUCUACUACCACUUUUCCUUCAAUGGCUUCACCUACACAACCAAUGGCUCAGGCUCUACCUCAAAUGAAUUAUGGGGGGAAUAAUAUUCUUGCUCCAGUCCUUGAACCAGCCAAAUCUUCAUCAGGCGGAGGAUCGGUCAAUGGGAAUGUUCCCACGCUUAAUAAUAAUAACAACUCCACUAAACAAAGCCUGCAGGGUACGACCUGGUCUGACUUAAACAUAACCAUGGAUGACCUGAACCUCGGAAGAUCCAACAGCCGAAACCAGGCUGGUGCUGGUGGCAAGACUCCCAUGAACCAACUUAAAACAAAUUCUACCUCCAACAAUUUCGGUGGCCUUCUAUGAGGGCAACAGAAUGUAUUUUUAUGCAAUACUAAAUAUAUGCUUGUACUUCAUCAUCAAAGCAAGGAAAACUUUAAUAAUUCUGUGCUGAACGAAACUUUCCAAGAUUUUAAUAUCAACGUCCAAUAAUACACAUUGCAGGCAACUAAAACUAAACAAGAUAAAAAUAUAUAUAGUCGGAUAACCAAGUUAUUAUACAAACUAAAGAUUUUUCUAGUGAUUGCAGGACAUUCAUUCUUUAAGGUAGACUUUGCUAUAUAAUAAUCAGAGAGAGAGAAAGAUAAUUUUGACGUCGUCCGUCAGGUUUGUACAGAUCUUUCAGAUGUUUAGAUUGUGUAAAAAAAAUCUUACCAAAAUAUUAUGGUGCAAUUAUUAUCAAUUAACUUGGGCAGGAAAAAGAAUCGCAAUAAUAGUCGACACCUACCCUGAAAUACGUACGUAAAAAAAGCAAAAGUAUUUGAAAAGUUAUGCUCAAACGACUACUAGCAGAAAACAGAUCAGUUUUAUUAGCCACACACACACAGAAAAAAAGAGUAAUAGAUUUCAUCAUCAUAUUCCUUCCACAUAUUAAAUGGGAAAAUGUACUUAAGUUAGCUUUCGAGCUGAAAAAUUCAAUCAAGUGCCUUUCUGUAUGGGAUGAAGUUUCAUUCAUCCAUCACAAAAAAAUAUUGAAACAUCUCCAGGUAAAUGUAU